AUGGAAGGCGGAGGCUAUGGGUAUGGUGCGGCAACUGGAGACAAGCAGCAAGUCAACAAGGAUGUGAUGGCGGUGGAUAGCUGCUUCGUUGCAACCCACAACACUCUCGCAAAUAAUAACCCACUGCUCCUCAACGCUAACUAUGUCCACCAGGCCGGUGAACCCUCCUUGGCGGCUCCGGCUGAGAACAAUGUGGCUCCGGCGGCGGCGGCGGCGGAUGGUGGGCUAUGGAGGAAUGGGAUGAUGAUGAGGAGGAAGAGGUACAGCAGGAGCAAGAGGGCGUCGAUGACCACUCUCCGAUUGCCCUUCUCCACCCUGGACUCUCCCCCCCUUCCCCCCCCACGUGAAAUUGAUCCCAUAAGGCUUAAGUUUCUCUUUGAGAAGGAGCUCCAAAGAAGCGAUGUUGGUCCUCUCAGGCGAAUUGUGCUUCCCAAGAAAGCAGCAGAGGAAUAUCUUCCUGCACUUGAAAACAAAGAAGGGAUGUCCAUAACCAUGGAUGAUAUGGAUGGUAAGCAUGUCUGGAGACUCAGGUUCAGAUUUUGGCCUAAUAACAACAGCAGAAUGUAUAUCCUUGAGAAUACAGGAAGUUUGGUCAAAACUCAUGGCUUGAAGCACGGAGACUUUCUAGCAAUGUAUCAGGAUUGUGUGAAUGGCAAUUAUGUCAUUCGUGCAAGAAAAGCUGCAGAUGUCGUCCUAUAUGGACAUGAACCACAAGGCACUGUUGGUGAAGCAGCCAUGACUAAUGUUGUGCCAGGACAGCAACCUGAAGUUGAGGCAAAUGCAAUGGGAACCGGGGCUUACUUUCCAGAAAUGUUGUUCCCUGCGGCUGCAGCGGAUGAGACUGCUGGAAUGUCGUUCAUCUACGAUACUACAUCCUUCUCAAAUGACUCCCCGCUUGAUUUUCUAGGUGGGGCAAUGACUGAUUACUCGAGGGUUGGAGGACAUAAUACAAACUUUGGAUCGAUCGAUAACCUGUCUUUUGAUGAUUUCUUCUUCUGA
Messenger RNA from Oldenlandia corymbosa var. corymbosa, 999 nucleotides. The record is from the annotation of a GenBank genome assembly. NCBI's taxonomy places the organism in Eukaryota, Viridiplantae, Streptophyta, Magnoliopsida, Gentianales, Rubiaceae.